AUGUCCAGUGAAAUCCAUAUUCCAAGGAAUAUAUCUUGCCCUGUCUCUCCCAUUGGAAGCCCACUUUUGAGGUCAAUAUCGCCACAGCACAGGAAUGGGAAAAUGUCUCCUUCUCCUAUAUCCAGCCCUCGGACUGCUUCUGGGGCAUCCACACCUCUCGCUGGUUGCAGUGGUGCCAUUCCAUUUGGUGGCAUUGGGGCAUCCAGACAGUUUAUUUACUUUCAAGAGGGUUUUGGAAGCAUUCCUAAGUCCUCAAAUGGUAUGUACGUUAAUGGCCCUGCUCAUCAUGACUCAAGUGUUGACAUUUUUCGAGGAGUGCAAAUAGGGUCUCACAUUCCAUCAGAACUGGUUUCCAGUGAAAAUGAUGUUCUGGUUAAGCAGUUUGCAAGGCCUCCACAUGCAGGGCCAUAUGAUUUUCAGUCAGUCUUGGCGGAUCGUGUUGGUCGGCAGCUUCUGUGUGAACAUGUUAAGAUCAACCCAUCCCUUGAUCUCAGUCCCAGCUCAUCUUUGCUUAGCCGGCCAAAUGGUUUAUGA
Molecule: messenger RNA, 534 nt
Organism: Sphenostylis stenocarpa
Lineage: Eukaryota; Viridiplantae; Streptophyta; Magnoliopsida; Fabales; Fabaceae
Source: the annotation of a GenBank genome assembly